AUCAGUCGCCACUCGCUCCGCUCCAAGCAUCUGCAGCACGCCUCUCCAUUGUCUCGAUCGAACCAACUCCCACAACCUCGGCCUGAGGUUGAGAGGCUCUCACUGGACUCGGCUUUCAGAAAAGCUCUCACCACAGCCGUACAUUUCAGCCCGCAACUCUCACCUCCUGUCAGGACAGGACAGUGUCCUCGACAAGCCUUUCCACUCCACACCGUAUCAAACAACUUGUUGAGAAAGCAUGGCUGCGAGGCUCGUGCUGCUUCUGCUCGCCGUCUUGGCGUGCGCCACUCGCGCGGCGACCGGCGCCAAGGUGUCGCAGAUGUACGUGUUCGGCGACGAGUCGGCCGACGUGGGCAACGCCAACUAUUUCAAGCAGGCGUCGCUGAAGGCCAACAAGGCGCCGUACGGCGUCAGCUACAAGCCCGCGUCGGGCCGCUUCUCCGACGGGAAGCUCGUCGUCGACUACCUCGCCGAAUUCCUCGCGAUUCCGCCGCCGCGCGCCGAUCUCGCGCCGCGCAAUGCGUCGCUUCCCUUCUCGGGCCUCAAUUACGCCAUUGCCGGCGCUGGCGCCAAAGCCGGCACCAACGGCGGAAAGACGCGCGGGCUGCAGCUGCAGUUCAACGAGUUCAGGAAGUGGCUCCACGAGGCGCAGAGGACCAACAACCCCGACCUCAAGCUCAGCGAGGCUCUGUUCGUGAUCAGCAUCGGCGCCAACGACUACAUCCCUGAGCUCAGCCGCGCCCAGCCCAACAUGACCACUCUCGUCGCCAUCGCCUCCUCCGUCUCCAACCUCGUUAUAAGCAUCACUCAGUCCCUCUAUAACCUCACCGGCUCCUCCAACAUCGUUGUGAUCGACCUGCCGAAUCUCGGCUGCCUUCCCUCUGUGCGCCGCGCGCACAAAAGUGGAGCCAAUUGCACGAGUGAUGGUAACCAGGUUACCGUCAUCCACAAUUUUGCCCUGCUGACGAAGACGGACAAGCUGAGGAACAACCCCGCCCUCCCCAUGCCCAACCUGGUGCUCUUCAAACAGUCUGCCGUCUACAAGACCAUGAUCCAAGUCCCCACCUCUGGCCUGACGAACCAGUCCUAUCCGUGCUGCGAGGCCGUCACUAGCACGGGCGUCUUUGUGGCAUGCGGGCAGACAGCAGGCACGGGCAAGGCAGCAGUGACCGCAGGGGCGUGCGCUGCCCCAGCCAAGUACCUCUGGUGGGACACGCACAACCCCACACAGGUGGUCAACCAGAAGCUGGCCAACACCCUCUUCUACAGUACUAACCCCGCCAUGGUCCGACCAAACGGGCUAAAAAAGUUCUAUGGGCUGUAGGCUAGGCCACGUUCAACCCCACACAGGCGGUCAACCAGAUGGUGGCCAACACGCUCUUCUACAGCACCAAUCCGGCUAUGGUCCGGCCCAAUGGGCUCAAAAUGUUCCUCGGGCUGUAGCCUGCGGUUGGGCGAGAGGGGGGAGGAGAGAAGUUGUCCUAGUACAACAGAGUGGGCCGCCGAUGGGGUCGUUUUGUUUUGGUACGGUAGGUUGAUUCUUUUGUAUGCUUUUUUUUGGGCGGGAUGGGUAUAGAUGGAAGGGUCUUGAGCUGUGCUCCUCUCCACCUGGGUGGCUUGGGCCUGUGGCCCUUUUUGUCGCCUAGCGUGAAAUAAAGACCAGCGCGUUGCUUUGGCGAGAGCACAGGCCAUCCUGUACCUGCUUUUCUUAUUCAUGUACCCAGUGGGAUGUCCUCGAGUUUAUUAUC
Closterium sp. NIES-67 is the source of this 1748-nucleotide messenger RNA. Lineage: Eukaryota; Viridiplantae; Streptophyta; Zygnematophyceae; Desmidiales; Closteriaceae. The record is from the annotation of a GenBank genome assembly.